UUUUUUUAAAGAUUUAUUUAUUUAUUUUAUGUAUAUGAGUACAUGUACAGCUGGCUGUGAGCCUCCAUAUGGUGGUUGGGAAUUGAAUUUUUAGGACCUCUGCUUGCUCUGGUUGCCCCACUUGCUCAGGUCAACUCUGCUUGCUCAGUCCCUGCUUGCUCUGGCCCAAAGAUUUAUUCAUUUUAUUAAGUACCACUGUAGCUGUCUUCAGACGCACCAGAAGAGGGUGUCGGCUCUCAUUAUGAGAUCUCAUUUUGGGUAGUUGUGAGCCACCAUGUGGUUGCUGGGAUUUGAACUCAGGACCUUUGGAAGAACAGUCAGUGCUCUUACCCGCUGAGCCAUUUCACAAGCCUCUGACUUUUGAAUUUCUGAUCCUCCUUCCUCCAUCUACCUUCCUGUCUUUAAGACCCUGUUUGGUUCCUCUAGACAACACCCAGUUAACACACUAGGGAAGCACUCCAACACCAAGACACACUGCCAAGCCUUUUAAAAAAUUCAAUAGAUUCAUAAUUCCAAAGAUACACCAGGUAGGAAGGGUGUGUGACACGAGAUUGCGACAAUCCAUCUCGUGUUAAACUUCACUUCCCACUAGCAUUGCCACUAGCUGUCCUCGUGAUGUGAAGGCUGCCAUCGUCCCAGGAAGCUAACACUACACUGGAACUGGAAAAGGGGAUCUUACGGUCUCUGCUCCAAGCAGCUUCUCUACUUCCCACUGGUUCAAACCAGUUCACAGGCCCACUGCUAGACAAUCACUGCCAAAGAACUGGCUCUAAUUUAAUUCGUCAAUAAAGCAUGGGGGUCUGGGAGCUUUGGUAGAGAACAGUUCAGAACUUUGCGGUGGGCCCUGGAGGGAGGGAGGAGAGGGAGAGCCUAUUCAAGCUGCAGCAGGAACCCUGGCAUAGCUUCUGAGAAGUCAAGUGUGUAGUUUUCCGUAAAGCCAGGCCGAGAGCCACUCCGUAUCCCCGACGCCUGUGGCUGUCCCUGCCCCAGGUCACGGUGUUCCUGUGUAUGCUCUCGACCCGCCAGCAAAAUCACAGCAGGACUCUGCCCACUAGGCCAGGUUGAGAAUUCGAGUUCUCUUGUACCAUAGAGCAAAACUGAUAGCUGUCAGACUGCAACUCCCAAAGACAACGCCCAGCGCAGCCUCAGGCGUGCCGAUUGGUCCGUGGAUCUACUUAUCAGGACUCAGUAACCAAUCACAAGGAAGGAGAGGAGGGCGUGCCUCCCGCGGACCAAGGGUUGCCGAAGGGUGGCAAAUCCUAAACAAACGCCCUUUGGGACUGACUUUGUGAACCGAGAAUCGACAAGCCACUCACGGCUUGGGCUUGCGAGGCAUCGACCUGUGGCUGCUGGAAGAAUUACCCGCACUUCAGGCCGUAGGAGAUUCGGGUUUCGGCUACUCCUGCCUGCAGCCCCUCUGCGAGGGCAGUCAGUGGAGUCUAGGCUACGCCCCACGCCUCCUCAUUGGCUUCUCCAGACACGUGGUCGAGUGGUUCCCGCCUCCGAGUGGCCUGAGAGGCGGUACGUGAAGCCGCAUGGACAGCCUGGCGUCGGGCCGCUGGAGACGGCGGAGGACGGAGGAGCUGCCAGCGGCAGGGGACGCGCUUCCUGCUCCCAACGCCAUCCAUUUGCUGCACCAUCAUGAUCUCGAAACCUCUGCAACUAAACGGGCGUGCAGGAGGUCAGAACCAGGUGGAUAUGAGUGCAGCGGCCACAUGCUAACCACCUGUGCCCUGCUGUCCUGGAGCACAGAGGACCAGGAGCCCAGGCCACGAGGCCUGCCUGCAUCACAACCAGACUGUAGCCAGGAGAGGCUGAGCUCAAUGGUUCUGCAGAACGGUGGAAGGAGUUCGGCCCAGCCUUGCCUGAGGUGUAUCUCGGGGGAGUCUGUAGUGCAGUGCCUGGCCAGCCGUCAUCCUCAGGCAGCUGGUUCUCCCAGUUACUGCCGAGCGGCCCUGAGAGGCCUUCAGAAGCAUGGAGAGGGCCCCUGGUGGGAACCGCUACGAUCCUGGGGUGCUUCCAGACAUCCACAGGACCAUCAAGCCACACUGCGUGUGUUUCGAAUCCUGAUUUGGGCCAUUUUAAUCAUACCGACAAUCAUUAGAAGAUGCAAAUGGGGCUGGUGAGAUGGCUCAGCGGUUAAGAGCGCAGACUGUUCUUCCUAAGGUCCUGAGUUCAAAUACCAGCAACCACAUGGAGGCUCACAACCAUCUGUAAUGAGAUCUGACACCCUCUUCUGGAGUGCCUGGAGACAGCUACAAUGUACUUACGUACAAUAAAUAGAUAAAUAUUAAAAAUAAAAUAAAAUAAAAAAAUAAAAAAGAAGAUGCAAAUGGGACGAAGGAGGAUGCCAGUUGAAUUUGAAUCCUCACUUGAUGGCCAGUGCAUAUCCCUUACAGCUUGCCUGGGUGCCCACCUGUCCAAAUGACAGUCAGGGCUCCCUGCAGAGGUUUUCUGCCUCUUAGGUAAUCCCACUGUCCUCUGCAGAAGGCCAGGGACAUCCUGAGUGGGAUGGCUCAUUGCAGCCUCUUUUGUAAUGUCUUCUGCUGGACAGGAAAUUAUCUAGAAGUCAGAACGUUCUGUACCAAACUGCCUGGAGGUUCUGGAUCCUCGCAGCUCUCGUAGUCAUUGGGCGCAGCCGGAGAUCUCCCUGCCUGUGGACUAUGGGUUGCUUCUGGACGUUGCUGGGCUGCUCAGUGCUCUUUUUAAUUAAAAGACUUAUUUUUGUAUUUUAAAUGCUUUAUGAUCUUGAUGUGAAUUUUAUUAAAUGUUGAUGUCCAAUCAAGCUAUGUAAUUCUCCAGCUGAAGUUAUCAGGGACAGAACCCCAUUUAUAUUAAAAUGGAAAUUGUGGACA
Mus musculus (house mouse) is the source of this 2855-nucleotide messenger RNA. RefSeq names its product RIKEN cDNA 9430038I01 gene. The transcript is spliced from 6 exons. NCBI's taxonomy places the organism in Eukaryota, Metazoa, Chordata, Mammalia, Rodentia, Muridae. The coding region runs from base 1536 to 2126 and encodes 196 amino acids. The record is from RefSeq and is a predicted model, not a curated record.